Messenger RNA from Anas platyrhynchos (mallard), 1876 nucleotides. RefSeq lists its product as uncharacterized. Lineage: Eukaryota; Metazoa; Chordata; Aves; Anseriformes; Anatidae. The record is from RefSeq and is a predicted model, not a curated record.
CCAGGCUCAGGCAGCCACAGAAAGCCCACAGUACGGGUUCUGGCUGCACUGCAAGCCUCCGUCCCACUGUCCCCAGCCCAGAGCAAAGCAGACACCUGAAGCAGACACUGCUCCCCAAAAGCAGCGCCCAAAAAGAUGCUGGGGCAGGCGCCAUGGGCAAGGCUGUCUCCUCCUGGCCCUACCGUCCUGCUGCUGGCCCUCUGUGCUGUCAUGACCACUCAGGACAUUUGCAACUCCACACGUGAUGGUGACCUCACAGCUCCGGCCCUCUUCCUGAACACCUCUAGUGCUCAGGAAGGGGAAUCGUUUUCGCUUCGCUGUACCAUUGAUGGUCAUUCAGCCCCUACCCGAAUUGUAUUCUGCAAGGACAGGAUGGAGGCACACAGCCUGAAAGGGCAACUAGGAAAACUGAUCUACACCAUCACUCUGAAGGUCACCCAGGGGAGCGAGGGGACGUACAUGUGUGGAUACCAGCUCAAAGAUGACAACAACCGAGUAAGGAGCUCUGCCCUCAGUGCUGGCCGCAUCCUGCAUGUCCCCGGUGCUGGCGUGACCACCCAGGACAUCGGCAGCUCCCCAGGUCAUGGCAAUGCAUCCAAGUCCCUGGCAGGGCCAAUGGCUCCAGGCAUGGCGCUGGCAGUGGCAGCCAUCAGCCUCGUCCUCCUGGCUGCAGGCAGCUGGUUUGCCAUCAGGAAAGGUGCCUGCAGAGGAAGAUGCCCAAGGCCUCUCCAUGGUGCUGGUAAUGAUGAGGACUCUUCUGCUGACCCCAGCCAUUACUAUGCCAACAUGGAUGAGAUGGGCAGAGUGAAGGUGAGUUCAGCCCAAGCCCAUCCUUGCAGGCGGGCAUGCACAUGAUGGCUGCAAGACGCCAGGCUGUUGGAGAGCAAAUGCAAGCAAGAAGUGCAUCCGAUGGCAGGAGCCUGGGAGCUUCGCGUGGCUGUGCUCUGUCUGAAUCCCCCUCCUUCCAUGCUCCCAGCAUUUCCCCAUGGUGGGCACCGCCAGAUCAAGUCUACUGCUUGUUCUCCCUUGUGUUUUGCAGCUCUCUCAAUCCAACUGCUCUCAACACCCACUGAAUGCCUAAAGCUGAAAUGUGAGAAGUGUGAUCCAGCUCAUUCUCUGACAGAGGCAGAAAACACUGAGGAAAACCGUGCUGAUCUGUGAGCUGUGAAUAAAGUUAUCCCAAACAGGAAGGAGCUGGUGUAGUUCUUCUUGGCAAGGUCUGUCUGCAAGGCUCUUCACAUCCCUUCAGAUCGACACUACCACCCCUUUGUGUCUCGGUGUCUGUCUGUCUGCUCCGCCCCAUUCCAUGUGUGGCUGCAUGAGACAGAGGUACCAUCAGGAACACAAAGUCAGAGACGUUUAUCAGUCAUCUGAACAAAACCACAUCUGCAGUGCACACACCGGUUGGCACACACAUGUAAGUGCAUCCCUGCAGUGAUAUCUAUCCUUGUAGGUCCAAAUGUAUGUCUGUGUGGGUGCAUAGAAGAGCACACCCGUUACUUCAUAAAGCAACUUAGUUGUAUACAUAUUCCACUGUGCACUGGGAGAUGUUUUCUCUCACAGAAGAAAAAUCAGUACAGUCACAGUAUGAUAUGGUAUAUCUCAUAUAUUUUAGAGUUAUUAAUGUAUUGUAGGUGGAGGUGUGAGUCCUACAUCUUCUUGGCUAGACACACACAGCCCUUCCCUGUGAUAGCAAACUGCAAAGAAGCUUGAAGUGCACCCUCCAGCCCCAUGUUACAGCUGCACAAGUCCUCUGCAAGACAGCAAAGGCAGCCAUGGGCAAGGUUCCUGUGCCCUUGCCCUGUGGUAGCGCUAUCAGGUCUGGGUGCGGGUCACCGUGGCAUAUGUCGUGGUGUCGCUCAUCUGCUGCACGGGA